AUGAACAACAGCCGCUCAGAGCUUUUCAAUGCAUUCUCUCAAAUACACGCAACUGCCUCCCAGCAGCCGCGAACGGCGUACAAUUCUGCAAAUGGCGUCGCCUUUCCUUCGACCCAGCGGCUUUAUUGUGUCCAGUUCAAGGGAGGCCGUCUAGAUGUGUUUUACGUUCCCGAGGGAUCCGGGCUCGGAAUCAAGGCCGGCGAUCUGGUCAUUGUUGAUGCUGACAGAGGCAAAGAUCUUGGGAAGGUCACGCACGAGGACGUCUCGAUCGAGACUGCUCGCGAGCUCAAGACUCUGCAGCAUAACGAGCAGCAGGCUGCUCUCCAGCAAAACUCAUUUGAUGAUUCUGGAAAUGCCAAGCCCCUUGCAGAGUCUGGGAUGACUGCCAUCCUUCAACCGAAGCAGAUCAUCCGGUUUGCGCAGCCGAUCGAGAUCCAGCAGUUGUUUGUGAAAAAGGCUGACGAGGAAAAGGCGCGAAAGGUUUGCAUGGCAAAGGUUGAGGAGCGUGGGAUGCCCAUGCAAAUCCGCGAUGCCGAGUACCAAUGGGACCGUCGGAAACUUACAUUCUUCUACACUGCGUCUCAUCGCAUCGAUUUCCGCGACCUCGUGCGCGACUUAUUCCGAAUCUACAAGACGAGAAUUUGGAUGUGCGCUGUCAGCACAUAG
Myxozyma melibiosi is the source of this 666-nucleotide messenger RNA. Its product is annotated as PSP1 C-terminal conserved region-domain-containing protein. Lineage: Eukaryota; Fungi; Ascomycota; Lipomycetes; Lipomycetales; Lipomycetaceae. The record is from RefSeq and is a predicted model, not a curated record. The coding region runs from base 1 to 666 and encodes 221 amino acids. The transcript is spliced from 2 exons. Gene Ontology annotation, cellular component: cytoplasm.